Messenger RNA from Paramormyrops kingsleyae, 5483 nucleotides. Its product is annotated as protein ELFN1-like. The record is from RefSeq and is a predicted model, not a curated record. Gene Ontology annotation, molecular function: protein binding. Gene Ontology annotation, cellular component: plasma membrane. NCBI's taxonomy places the organism in Eukaryota, Metazoa, Chordata, Actinopteri, Osteoglossiformes, Mormyridae.
UUCACUGACUGUCGCCAUCUGUAAACGAUGGAUAACCUUAAAAGGUGUAACGUUGUGUAGUAAAGACAGUAAUAAUCUCCAACGUGGUUCCAACAAGCUUAACAACGUCUGUGACUGGGUUUAGCAAAAUAACGUAGCAUAGUUCAACUUGGAAUUAAAGAGUUACGAAGUCCAUGCCGUUGGAGCUGCCUCGCCACGUCCUCUGUUGAAUACCGGAUUAUUGGCUGUUUUGUCAGUACUGUUUUAUAAACCACGUGCACAAACAUUGGUGUAAGUAGUUUUAUUAACGUUUCCCCGUCUUGAAAUGAGACCGUAUGAACGGCACCAUACGAACAACAGCAGAGCUAAUCUUCAUAGGGCUCGUCUAAGUCCUGGGAUAGUAUGUAGCAAUGCAUAAUAUACACAGCGCUAUAGCUAAAAAUAAAUAACCUGGAAUAGAAAAAACUUACAACUACCUAACAACUUAGCAACUACUCGAUUUACAAAGAAAUUUCGCUGCCCUUCCUGAAAAAUGCCUUGAGGUUCAUAGCGACUCAGAUCCCCCAGAUCUGGAUGCGGAGAGAUCAAGGACCCGCAGGCUCCCCGCUUAAUAUCAGGCUACUUGGGCUGUUAAUAAGCACGGUAGCAUAAAAGUCCAGCAGAAAUCACUGUCGGCUCUGGUACAGAUCAACCUCAGGGUCUUUAAAUGCGAGGCAGACAGAAGCGAAACAAAGAUUAACCGCAUCAUUGAAAAGAAUAAAGUGUAAUCACAUGAGAAAUAAGCACAAAUCAGUCAGAAGCAUAGGAAAAUUGAGAAUCGAGGACUGAACUUUCAAGAAUCCUCCUGGGAAUAUUAAUCCAUGGAGAGCAAGCAUAUAUGUUCUACUCCUGUUCAGAUGUUUCAUUUAAAUGAGCUGGUUCCAUCAAAACACAAAAGACAUUCUGCUCUUGUCCAUUGACUGUGACUCAUUUCUUGAAGCUUGCCUACACCGGACAGAACUUGAAUUUUCCCAAACCAAUUCCUUUAAGACUUAAUUCUCCAUUGCUGGAAUUGUACUGAUACCCUGAAUUAGGUAUCCUUUGGUAUCAUCAAUGGCUUCACGAGAAACACCAAUGGCCAACUGUGGGGGCAGAGCGGUCAGUGCCUUUAUCUGGUCUGUUGCAAUUAUUUCAAUGCUUCUGACAACUGGGGUCCGAGGAGACUGUUGGCUGAUUGAGGGAGAAAAGGGAUUUGUGUGGCUUGCCAUUUGCAGCCAAAACCAACCACCGUACGAGGCUAUCCCUCAGCAUAUCAACAGCACCAUUGUGGACCUGCGUCUCAAUGAGAAUAAGAUCAAAAGCAUUCACUACUCCUCUCUCAGCCGCUUUGGCAAUCUUACAUAUCUCAAUUUGACGAAGAAUGAGAUCAGUUACAUAGAAGAUGGAGCAUUUUCGGCUCAGUUCAACCUGCAGGUUCUUCAGCUUGGUUUCAACCGAUUGAGGAAUCUAACUGAGGGGAUUCUCAGAGGCUUGGGCAAGCUACAGUACCUCUACCUCCAGGCAAACCUGAUUGAAACAGUGACACCCAAUGCCUUCUGGGAAUGCCCCAACAUCGAAAACAUAGACCUCUCCAUGAACCGCAUUCAGCAGCUGGAUGGUUCAACGUUCUCCAGCUUGACAAAACUCACCACCUGUGAGCUCUACACCAACCCUUUCAAUUGCUCCUGUGAACUUCUGGGAUUCGUCAAGUGGCUCUCCGUGUUUCCCAACAGGACGAAUGAGCGCAUGGUAUGCGAGUCUCCGCCAGGUUUCUCUGGCUACAGCCUUCUCAGCCAGAAUCCCAACAUGCCAACGUUCCGCAACGCCCUGCACAUGCUGUCCACUGUGUGCACUGAUGACUAUGUAACACCAUACAUUGUUCUGCCCUCAGAAACAACUACGGUUCCGCCAGCUUUCACCCCCUGUGGCCUGGAGGACUGCCCUUCCGGAACCGACCCAGAGGAUCCGAACAUGAAUGUGAGCCCGACAUACAUUGACCUUGACGUGAAGCCCAUCAUGAAGCUUAAACACGUCACCCAAACCAGUGCCACCAUACUGGUUCAGAUCCCACAUCCGUUCAAAAAGAUGUACAUCCUCGUCCUCUAUAACAAUAGCUUCUUCACUGACAUCCAAAAUCUAAAAAACCAAAAGGAGGAAAUUGAGCUGAAAAAUCUGAAAGCUCACACUGACUACACCUUCUGUGUGGCCUCAAUACGGAACUCACUGAGAUUCAAUCACACAUGUCUGACCAUCUCCACAGGACUCAAAAAUGGGAAGCAGAGGGUGGAUAACAAUUCCACCGCCACACAUUACAUCAUGACAAUUCUUGGUUGUCUCUUCAGCAUGAUUAUCGUCUUAGGGGUGGUCUAUUACUGCUUGAGGAAAAAACGACAACAAGACGAAAACCACAAAAAGGGAGGAAGCCUCAAGAAAAAUAUCAUUGAACUGAAGUAUGGGGCAGAACUAGAGGGAGGAACUAUUUCUCGUAUGUCUCAAAAGCAGAUGAUGGCUGGAGAGACCAUGUCCAGAAUGCCAUACUUACCCCCCAGUGGGGAUAUCGAGCAGUACAAACUUCAGGAUAUAAGUGACACUCCUAAAAUGGCUAAGGGGAGUUACAUUGAGGUGCGCACUGGAGAGCCUCCUGAUCGCAGAGAGUGUGACCCUUCCAUGUCUGGAAACAACCAAGGUUCUGUAGCAGAGAUCUCAACCAUCGCUAAAGAGGUGGACAAAGUAAAUCAGAUCAUCAACAACUGCAUAGAUGCUCUGAAGUCCGAAAGUACGUCAUUCCAAGGUAUGAAGUCUGGAGCGGUGUCGACUGCGGAGCCGCAGUUAGUGCUGAUAUCGGAACAGCCACAGAGCGCUUCUGGCUUCCUGUCUCCUGUCUACAAAGGCAGUUACCAUCACUCGCUGCAGAGGCGUCAGAGCCCGGAGGCUUCCCCCAAGCGGCCGGGAACUUCCGUUGGGAUGCGGAGCCCAAGGUCCUUCCGUUCAGAAGGAGCCUACAAGUCCGAGGCCAAGUACAUAGAGAAGACCUCACCGACUGGAGACACAAUCCUGACCAUCACGCCUGCGGCAGCCAUAUUGAGGGCAGAGGCAGAGAAGAUCCGGCAGUACAGCGAGCACCGGCACUCCUACCCCGACCAAUCCGACCAGCCAGAGGGACCCGGGAACCGCAAGCCGUCCAUACUGGAACCACUCACCCGGCCCCGGCCCAGAGAUCUCGCCUACUCUCAGCUCUCUCCCCAGUAUCACAAUCUUAGCUAUUCCUCCAGUCCGGAGUACUACUGCAAGCCUGCUCACACCAUAUGGGAGCGGUUUAAGCUUCAUCGCAAGCGCCACAAAGAGGAGGAGUACAUGGCCGCUGGACACGCGUUGCGCAAAAAGGUGCAGUUCGCUAAGGAUGAAGACUUGCAUGAUAUUUUGGACUAUUGGAAAGGAGUUUCAGCGCAACAGAAGUCUUGAUUUCCCCCAGACUUUUGUUAUUAGAUCUGGACCAAAAUUACACAAAUGUGCAAACAUUUAAACUGCAUUGAAAAAAAAAAUUAUGCUAAUAUAAUUUAUUGAAAACUUGCUACUGUUUUUAUUCAGUGUUCCAGGAUGACAUGGAGAAAGACGUAAUAGACCAACAGAUUGGAAUUUCUUAGUGUGUCUUAAAUUAAUAAAAAAAAUAACUUUUUCCUUAUAAAAGCAAAAAUGAUACAAACAAAAAUGCAUUGGAAAUCACUAUUAGGGUAUCACACGGCCGUUUCCAGUGACUGUGAAUUAACCGUUGUAUACUUUAAGACAUAAACAGGCAAAAAAGUCCGCUGAACACUGUAUACAAGACUGUGUAUUUUCUGUUUUUUAUUUAGUUUUAAUUCACUUAUUUAUUUAUCUGUCAGAGCUGCACUUACAUGCACACAAACAUUUGGCAUUAUUGAACAAAGUAUAUAGUUUCUUCAUACACAUUCAGAAACACAGAGACUCAUAUUUGUUUCGCCUGAGAUAUAUACUAAUUCUGUAUCAGUGCGGAAAGAACUAUAUGUAAAGACAAAUUUCUAUAUUUGCAAGUUUUGUGGUUUAGAAAAGGAAUGAUUACCUAUUUGAAGUUGAUUUUAAACAUAACUUUCAGAGACAGCAUCUCCAUAUUGUUUUACUGCUCAAACGAAUGUCUCAUGCACACAUGGAUAAAAUUGCACCACGCAAAGAAAUCGUACAUUCUUCAGCAAAUCUCAUUAUUCUUUCCGUUUCCUCUGCCAUUGUGUAUCUUUUAGUAAUGUCAAUCAAACUGCACAAUAUAAAAUUACCCAUUCAAAAUAUUCUUUUAAAAUUUUGAUUCCAUAGAAUGAAGUUCUACCAACUCUUACAUUUAUGAGUGAGUGACAGACCCCAGUAGUAACUUUCUCUUUCUAGAUGACAUCUCCACACGUUUUCCGUUUAGUGCAAUAAAAAUAAAAUUCUUGCAAGAACUCUUAUUCAUCUGCAUCAGACCUCUGAUGCCAUGUAUACCCAAUUGUUAAAAAAAAAAAUUCUAAUGUAAAUGACCGAUUUUCCUUUGAACAAUACAUUUGAAAGCUUAUAUAUAUAUAUAUUUUUCUUAACCAAUGGAUAUUUUGAAGGAAACAUCCUGAAUGCAUAAUCGACAGAUUAUCUGACUCUGUAGCUAUCACAGUAUCCCAGAACAUUGUUGAUAUAAGUACCUGAGAUAUACAAUACGCACAGAUUUUUAACUUCAAGUGACACAAGUCAUUGUCCAUGUAUUAUAUUCAUGCUAUUACACUGAUAUUGCUUGUUCCGCAGAUGUUCGUCCAUAAAUUGACAUUGCAGCUCUAAUGAUGAAUGUAUUCUAUACAUAAUUAAAGUUUACCAACAUCCUUCUUUCCUUUCACCUUCUGUCUGCUAUUUCAACCCAUUUAACAAAACCACUGCCUGUUUUGUUCUCCACACACUUACAAUUGUAUUAUUUAUUUGUUAUUGUCAAAUAUCUGUCAAAAAUGUCCAUAGAUAGUACAUUGUAAAAUUUAAAAAAGGUGUUAAUACUUGGUAGCCUGUCACUGUACAAUGUUUCUCUACUUCCAGGGUAAAACAGCACAUCUAACUAUGUUAAUCCUCAGUUAGUUGACUCCUGUAAGUCAGCCAGUUGAAAAGUGUCAAAAAGAACUUGGAUAAUGUAUUUAUAACGGGCUAAUGUAGUUUUAAUGCCAUUCACAAAUGCUCAUUUGCCAGAUGUAACUAAACUGUUGUCAGUUAUUUGUGUUUUCUGAUUAUGUCCUUGAGUGGUAUUGCAAAUCUAGAAGGUGAUUGGCUUGUCCAAUUGCUUAUUUCAACCGCCUUAAACUUUUUUGGACUUCUGGAGUUUUCCUUCAUACUUACCAGGACUUUUUGAUCUCUCCUCUUUUUUUCUCUCAAUGCAACUAAGUAGAUUUCAUGAGCCGUGUGUUUUACAAAUAUAUAGCCUCGUUUCCAAAAAAGUUGGGAAGCUGUGAAAAAUGUAAAUAAAAACAGAA